CGGCCGGGCCGCCGCGCCCCCCGACCGGCCGCGUCCUCUCAGGGCCCGGACUCCGCUGCGCACCCUGUCAGGGUAGGGACGCCCCUGGGAUUGCGAGGGGGGACGGGCCUCGGCGAAACCGUCCCCAGAGUCGUCAGGUAAACUUAGAGGGUGACGGGUAGAGGGAGAAGGUGCGCACGAGGGCGAUUGGAACGCAAUUCGCCUAGUUCAACACGGAAAAGUGGUACCAGUUUGAAACUGCACGGCACACCUGCACAACCUGUCUUCUACUGAGUUUUCCAGAGAUGUUUCGGAAAACCUGGAUUCCCGGGAAGCCUCAGUGACCUUGUUGGGUCCACGGGGUCUCUCACCGCGGAUAUUGCACCUUUCAUGGAUCAAGACUUUUGCAGAGCCCAAAACAAGUCAGAGACCACAACCUGGUUCUGACUCUACCCCUGAGACGAGACAUCGAGUUUGGCAGUAUCUCGUUUACAAACCUGGACUCCAGUAAUCGGGAGGACAUCUUCCUUCCAGGAAGGAUCCUGCUGUGCAGCCAGCUAUAAACAGUGAAUCUUUCCUGAGGAGGUCGGCUGCCGUACGAUUUUCCUUUUUCUUCAGAGGCCACGAAGGGAGUCUUCCUCUUCUUUCUUCGGAGGCUGGAACCAUCUUCAGGGACUGGCAUCCUCUCCCCACUUCAGGGGGCGGGCGUCUUUCCUUCAGCUCCCUCUGACCCUGGCUUAUCUCCUCGCUCGGGGUGCCCCACCCACAAGCCUGAUUGGGCCAUUUUUCAUUCCUGUGGCUGAUUGGGCCUUUCAGCACCAAUGAGCUCACAGCUCGCACCUGAUUGGUCCAUUCUGCAAUCCGGGAAAUUUGCUGUUACAUAAAAGAUUUUUGAGGAGCAACUGCCAAAACGGACAAAAUGGCAGUUACUGGCCUCUGAGGAGCAACUACCACAGCUGACUUGUGGUGAAGGAGCGGGGUGAAAGAACACCACUGCUGCUGCCGGCUCCCACCACUGAGGCAGCUGGGUCCCGCGCCACAGCAUCAUCCUCUGAGUCUGAGCGAACCGCUCCUAGCGCGGGCUCAGACCCUCCCGCCGCCCGCAGCCUACGGCCGGGGAGAAGAGCGAGCGAGUGACAGCGCUUCCCCGCCACCAGUCCCCGGACCGCCAUGGCCAAGAGCCGCAAGGACAGAAACAGUUGGGGUGGGCUUUCAGAAAAGACAUAUGAAUGGAGCUCAGAAGAGGAAGAGCCUGUGAAAAAGGCAGGGCCAGUCCAAGUCCUUAUUGUUAAAGAUGACCAUUCCUUUGAGUUAGAUGAAACUGCACUAAAUCGGAUCCUUCUCUCGGAAGCUGUCAGGGAUAAGGAGGUCGUUGCGGUAUCUGUUGCUGGAGCAUUUAGAAAAGGAAAAUCAUUCCUGAUGGACUUCAUGUUGCGAUACAUGUACAAUCAGGAAUCAGUUGAUUGGGUUGGAGACUACAAUGAACCGCUGACCGGUUUUUCAUGGAGAGGUGGGUCUGAACGAGAAACCACAGGAAUCCAGAUAUGGAGUGAAAUCUUCCUUAUUAAUAAACCUGAUGGUAAAAAGGUUGCAGUGUUAUUGAUGGAUACUCAGGGAACCUUUGAUAGUCAGUCAACUUUAAGAGAUUCAGCCACAGUAUUUGCCCUUAGCACAAUGAUCAGCUCAAUACAGGUAUAUAACUUAUCCCAAAAUGUCCAAGAGGAUGAUCUUCAACACCUCCAGCUCUUUACUGAGUAUGGCAGAUUGGCAAUGGAGGAAACUUUCCUGAAGCCAUUCCAGAGUCUGAUAUUUCUUGUUCGAGACUGGAGUUUUCCAUAUGAAUUUUCAUAUGGAGCUGACGGCGGCUCGAAAUUCUUGGAAAAGCGCCUCAAGGUCUCAGGGAAUCAGCAUGAAGAACUACAGAAUGUUCGGAAACACAUCCAUUCUUGUUUCACCAAAAUUUCCUGUUUUCUGCUACCUCAUCCUGGCUUAAAAGUAGCUACUAAUCCAAACUUUGAUGGAAAAUUAAAAGAAAUAGAUGAUGAAUUCAUCAAAAACUUGAAAAUACUGAUUCCUUGGCUACUUAGUCCCGAAAGCCUAGAUAUUAAAGAGAUCAAUGGGAACAAAAUCACCUGCCGAGGUCUGGUGGAGUACUUCAAGGCUUAUAUAAAGAUCUAUCAAGGUGAAGAAUUACCACAUCCCAAAUCCAUGUUACAGGCUACAGCAGAAGCUAACAAUUUAGCAGCAGUGGCAACUGCCAAGGAUACAUACAACAAGAAAAUGGAAGAGAUUUGUGGUGGUGACAAACCAUUUCUAGCCCCUACUGACCUGCAGACCAAACAUCUGGAGCUUAAGGAAGAAUCUGUAAAGCUGUUCCGAGGGGUGAAGAAAAUGGGUGGGGAGGAAUUUAGUCGGCGUUACCUGCAGCAGCUGGAGAGUGAAAUAGAUGAACUUUACAUCCAAUAUAUCAAGCACAAUGAUAGCAAAAAUAUCUUCCAUGCAGCUCGUACCCCAGCCACACUGUUUGUUGUCAUCUUUAUCACAUAUGUGAUUGCUGGUGUGACUGGAUUCAUUGGUUUGGACAUCAUAGCUAGCCUAUGCAAUAUGAUAAUGGGACUGACCCUUAUCACCCUGUGCACCUGGGCAUACAUCCGGUACUCUGGAGAAUACCGAGAGCUGGGAGCUGUAAUAGACCAGGUGGCUGCAGCCUUGUGGGACCAGGGAAGUACAAAUGAGGCUUUGUACAAACUUUACAGUGCAGCAGCCACCCACAGACAUCUGUAUCAUCAAGCUUUUCCUGCACCAAAGUCAGAAACUACUGAACAAUCAGAAAAGAAGAAAACUUAACCCAAAUUUUAAAACACAGGUGCAUGACCAAUUGUCAGCUAAAUAUUCAGUUUUAUGUCUCCAUGCAAACAUUCAAAGUGCUUCCAUCAAAACAGAGUAAAAUACCAAGCACCUCUGAAGACUGCAAAAUGGUUUAGUUCUUUUAUUUCAGUGCUUAAUAAGCAAAUGUAUGUAUGCAUGGUUAUAUUAUUUGUUAACAUGUACAGGUUAUGAUUUUUAUCUUUAUGCUAUUAUAGUUUAAAAUAUUUAUCUAUUUAUGAUGACAGUACAUGUGUUCUGCUUGAAUUUACUAAAUUCUGCUAUUGGGUUACAAUUAAACUGUAUAGUGAUACUCUACAUUUGGAUAUGCUCAUUUUAUUUCUAUAGAAGAAUUUUUAAAUUAUUUCCUAUAGCUAUUUAUUUAAAUAUAGCAUCAUAAUUCAACAGUCUUGAUUCACUCUAUAUCACCUUACAUACACCAUAAGCUCUUACUUAUUUUUAAAUACAGUUCAGAGAGCUUUUCAGUUGCUUUAUCCAAAACUAUAUAUUGCUUCUUUUAUAUUAUAACAAUAUAGAAUAUAAACUUGAUUAAAAUGCAUAAAAAUACUUUGUAUUUGUGUUUCACUGCAUUGUAUAUUUUUUCAUUUGGUACACAAAGAAAUGUAUUCUUCAUAGGUUUAUUCUUUUAACAUGUGAACUAUUAUUAAAAGUUAUUCUGGUUCCUGAUUAAAAACAAAUGCUUACUGG
Molecule: messenger RNA, 3552 nt
Organism: Talpa occidentalis (Iberian mole)
Lineage: Eukaryota; Metazoa; Chordata; Mammalia; Eulipotyphla; Talpidae
Gene: ATL1
Product: atlastin GTPase 1
Exons: 18
Coding region: 1150-2826 (558 amino acids)
Biological process (GO): endoplasmic reticulum organization; protein homooligomerization
Molecular function (GO): GTP binding; GTPase activity
Source: RefSeq, a predicted model, not a curated record